GUGUCCUUUGAGUCGGGGAUGGAUCUAAAAAUUUAUAUUAGAAGAGACAAAUUUAUCUAGAGGGAAUUUUUUUUUUAUAAUUUUAGUAGGAUAAUUUUAAAAUUUUAUGAAUAUAAAUGUAAAAAUAUAUAAAUUUAGGAGUGUAAAAUAGAAUAACAACUUGUUUUAAGCCGUGGGUGACCCUUCAGAAUAUAUAUAUAUAUAUAUAUAUAUAUAUAUAUAAAGUAUAUUUUUAUUUUAUUAUUAUUAUUUGGAGUGGUAGCACUUUUCACAAAACCAUAAUAUUAUCCAAAUCAUGAAAAAGUUAUCACAAAUUUUUCGUCUAGAAUAAACUAAGAAAUGUUAUCACAAAACAAGCAAUAAAUCAUCUCUAUUAUAUCAUCCGAGAAAAAACAUACUUGAAGAAAGCAACUAUUAAUGGGAUUUAUGAUUUUCAUUGUAAUUAUCUUGUGCUAAUCCUCUUGGAAACCGUUGGCUUUUGUAAAUAUAGCACAUACCUUAUAUAUAUAUAGUUUCAUAUAUAGGAUUUAUAUAACUAUAUAUAGUACAUAUAGGUGUAUAUGUACGCUGAAAAAUGGAGAAGCCUGGUUUUGCUUGAAGGCUCUGAUGCAUAUGCACAGGGAGGAGGAAUAGUUGAAGAAAAUUGAAAUAUGUAAUUGAAGCCCAGAAGAGGACUGAGGGAUUGUCUUCUCCCUCUCUCUUUGCGCCUUCACAGAAGAUUAAUGGCUUCAUUGAAAUUAAUUCUUCUCUCAUUUCUUUUCAUUGUCUUCAACUUUUCUCCUAUUUGUGUUCAUGCCCACGAACCCCAGGGCUUUCAAGCUCACGUCAGCUUCCCUCUGGUUAAUAAUUGCAGUAAAACAUGUUUAUCAGAAUUUUGCACAGUGCCUCCACUUCUACGAUAUGGGAAAUACUGUGGAGUUUUGUAUACCGGGUGCGCAGGGGAGAAACCAUGUGAUGGCCUUGACGCUUGUUGUAUGGAGCAUGAUAACUGCAUAGCAAUUAAAAAACAGGAGUAUCUAAGCCAAGAGUGCAGCCUGAACUUCCUAAAGUGUGUAGCUAAGACGGAGAAAGAAAAAGGCCCAACAUUUGAAGGGAACAAAUGCUCAGUUGAAGAGGUCACUAAACUCAUCAUAUAUGUCAUGGAUGCUGCUUUGCUUGCUGGAAGAUACCUCCAUAAGCCUUGAUUUCCCUUUUUAUACUAAACCAAGCAUUCGAGUGGUCCGUGAAAUGUCAUAUUUUUCUGAUCUACAGGCUGGGCGAAGCUAUCAUCAUUGCCUGAUCAAUUCUCGGGUUGGGAUGGUUUCAGAAAUUGAAGCCCACCCAGACCUGGUCUACCUCAAUGAUACAUUGUUAAGUACCUAUCUGCCAUUAUCUAUAACAAAGUCGAUAAAACACACAACUUUUUUGUAUCUAUGUUGUGCUUUUAGUAAUAAGAUAGUAAUAGAAAAUGAUUUUCGCA
Cornus florida is the source of this 1459-nucleotide messenger RNA. RefSeq names its product phospholipase A2-alpha-like. Gene Ontology annotation, biological process: phospholipid metabolic process; lipid catabolic process; arachidonate secretion. Gene Ontology annotation, molecular function: calcium ion binding; A2-type glycerophospholipase activity. The record is from RefSeq and is a predicted model, not a curated record. NCBI's taxonomy places the organism in Eukaryota, Viridiplantae, Streptophyta, Magnoliopsida, Cornales, Cornaceae. Bases 723 to 1184 code for a protein of 153 amino acids. The transcript has 4 exons.